GCAGCGUGGGUCCUUGUGUCUGGGAUCUUCGUUAGCUGGGUACUGAAUAGGCUGAACGGAGGGCAGGUCCUCCUAUUUGUGUCCAGGAGGCUUAGAGGGACUGAGGGCUGAACUAUGAAGCCACACUAGUGGGUUAGCAGACUGAAGUCCUCAAGAUGAGUGAGGAGGAGUUUCCAGCCUCCAGCUGUCUAUGAAGAGCGACCGAUCCAACGAUCAUCCUCCAGACUUCAGUAAAGAACCUAAACCCUCAGAGACAAAAAGACGGAGAGUAGAGUCUGCAGCCUCCAGCUGUCUGUCUAUGAAGAGCGACCGAUCCAACGAUCAUCCUCCAGACUUCAGUAAAGAACCUAAACCCUCAGAGACAAAUGUGGACAGGAAUCAGCUGCUGAGGUUCAUCCACUGCUGUGCUGCCUCUGACGUCCAGCAGGAGGCAGCAUCCGGCCUGCUGAGGACUCUGCAGCACCGCUUGGAUCUGUCCUGCCAGUCCUUUGUGGAUCUACAAGAGGAGGAUCAGACCGAGCCUCUGAGUCUGACUGCUGAUGACUGCAGGGCUGCAUCCAUCAUCCUGAAACACUGCAGCCGGGACACUCAGCUCCACCUGCAGGACUGUGAGGUGGAGGACGGAGGACUGGACCUGCUGUUUCCUGUCCUGGACAGGGUCCGUCUCAGAGUCAGUAAAAGUGUCCUCCUCCAGCUGCUGUCCCUGAUUCCUGUCCACUCUGAGAGGGACACAGUGAGACGGGCCGAGUCCCUGUGUGGAGCUCUGGGUGGAGAGCUGGACCUCAGUCACACCACACUGGACCAGAGGGUCUGUGGAGGUCUGGUCCAGAUGCUGGACUCCUGUGAAGGACUGACUGAGCUGGACCUCAGUCACUGUCAGCUCAGAGACCAGCUGCUGCUGGUCCUCAUCACACAUCUGCACAAAGUCCAGGUCCUGGAUCUGAGCCACAAUAAGAUCACAGAUGCUUCCACAGAUGUGCUCCUCCAGCUGAUCUCCAUCCACUCCUCCAUCCACACUGUGAGACUCUUCAGCAACGACAUCGUGGACAGAAGACCCUUUAAGAAGCACAAGCAGUUUGAAAUCUGGUGAAGCAGUCAGGAGGUCAUGUGAUCAUCAGGGAGGAACUGUUGGAUGUUGUCAUUAAAAAGCCUUUUCUCCUCAUGAUCAGAUGAAAACAUGGAGUUCAUUCUGGUCAUCAGUAGUGUGUGAUGGAGAGACUUUAGUUGAAACAAGCUUUGAUUUUUACCUCAUUAGAUUCUCUUUGCUUUUUACAAUCAAUCAGACGACACUUUAUCUGGAGGCAAAGAGCAGCCAGCAGUGUUUUCUAAAACUUCACCACCUAUGUUUGACAUUAUUAGUUAGUGGAGCUCAUAUUUCUGUUUGCUACCAUGUAAUGAUCGUCUUAAAAUUAUUUUUUUAUUGUGACAAAACAGAGACUAUAACUGUCAGUGUUGUGAAUAGGCUGAAGUGAUAUUUUUCUACUGCUGUGAUAACUGUAUUUAUUCUUGUUUGCAUGUUCCAGUGGAGGGAGAGUAAAAUGACUCUCUGAUAGCACCUCAGAGGAAUGAAGCAAGAAGAGUUCAUUCAGGACUAAACUGUUUGGUACAUUCCUAGAACUGGAAGAAACCAUCAGAAAACUGGAAACAUGUUGAGGAUUUUUCACUCACAUUUGAAAUAAAGUCAUCCAAGAGAUGA
This is a messenger RNA of Amphiprion ocellaris (clown anemonefish), 1696 nucleotides long. RefSeq lists its product as uncharacterized. The record is from RefSeq and is a predicted model, not a curated record. Gene Ontology annotation, molecular function: protein binding. The coding region runs from base 191 to 1090 and encodes 299 amino acids. Lineage: Eukaryota; Metazoa; Chordata; Actinopteri; Pomacentridae. The transcript is spliced from 7 exons.